AUGGCCGCGAAUCUCCUCCCCCGCUUCGCCGGCGACACUCUCGAUGGCCACGCUGAGAGAACAACAUCCCACAUCAGCGCGUGCUUCGCCGCCUAUCCCGACUUCGACUACGGCCCAGGCCAGCCUGCCGCCGACGAGUACCAGCGCCUUCACGUGCACCUCCUCAAAACAGGCCAGUCCUGGCGAUUCAAGGCGGGCAACCCAAUCCUGAAUGCCUUCCGAGCCGCUUUCCAGGCCAACUUCAAUGCGCUGUCUGGCAUCGGCGGCAGCGCUAGCAGGAGAUUGCUGUGCGAGGUUAUCGGUUGCAAACCGCGGGAGCUGAAGCAAAGUAUGGUGCAUGUCAAUAUUUGCGACGGCUACGAUGUCGGUGUGGGAACUACAGAAGCGCCAGUGCAGCGCUUUCUAAGUUUUGCAAAAUUGGCGGAGGACGCGAAACUCCGGCGCAGGAUUAUCCAAAGGACAAUGCAACCGGCGCUUUGGCGCUCGUGUUGCGGCACAGGCAUCAGCCCGGUAUAGAAGACGCUUUGGG
Tricharina praecox is the source of this 529-nucleotide messenger RNA. RefSeq lists its product as uncharacterized. The coding region runs from base 1 to 516 and encodes 171 amino acids. The record is from RefSeq and is a predicted model, not a curated record. The transcript has 4 exons. Lineage: Eukaryota; Fungi; Ascomycota; Pezizomycetes; Pezizales; Pyronemataceae.